Messenger RNA from Lepus europaeus (European hare), 1407 nucleotides. Its product is annotated as nuclear RNA export factor 2-like. Bases 1 to 1407 code for a protein of 468 amino acids. Gene Ontology annotation, cellular component: cytoplasm; nucleus. Gene Ontology annotation, molecular function: RNA binding; protein binding. The transcript has 18 exons. Gene Ontology annotation, biological process: poly(A)+ mRNA export from nucleus. The record is from RefSeq and is a predicted model, not a curated record. NCBI's taxonomy places the organism in Eukaryota, Metazoa, Chordata, Mammalia, Lagomorpha, Leporidae.
AUGGACUCGUUUCAUUACAUCAACAACGAGGCCCAGUUUUUUGUUCAAGAUGCUGUUACUGAAUCUGCACUGAAGGAGGUGAGCCAAAAGGUUCAUGAUGAGAACCGAAAGAUACCUACCUUUGUUAAUCAUUCUGCUAUACCCUAUUCCAUACAGAAUCAUUUGCGGCCAGAGGAAAUGGAGCAGAUAAAGUUGACCUUGAACAAACGAUAUGAUGCCUACACACAAUCCCUUGAUCUACAGAGACUACAAUAUGAUCCAGACUUGGUGGGCCACGAUAUUGACAUGAUACUGAACCAGAGACACUGCAUGGCUGCCAUCCUGCAGAUCAUUGAAAAGGAAUUUCCUGAGGUGUUUUGUUUGAAUUUACGCAACAACAAACUCUAUCAGCUGGAUGACCUAUCUGACAUUAUAGGGAAGGCCCCAAAAAUCAAGAUCUUGAACCUUUCUGACAAUGAGCUUAAGAUGGCAUUGGAGUUACAGAAGUUGAAAGAGCUGAAGCUUGAAGAAUUGUGGCUGGAAGGAAACCCUUUGUGCAGCACAUUCAGUGACCAUGCUGCCUAUGUAAGUUUGAUUCUGGAUUGUUUCCCCAAUUUGUUGCGCCUGGAUGGCAGAGAGUUAUACCCUCGCGCUGUCACUGAAGUUGUGUUAAUGAAGCCCUGCAAGGAAAGCUAUCAAGGACCUGAAUUACUGAAAAAUCUGAUCCUGUAUUUCCUGCAACAAUAUUACUUUAUUUAUGACUAUGGAGAUCGCCAUACUCUCAUUAAUGUUUACCAUGAGAAGGCCUGCUUCUCUCUGAGCACUGCCUUCAACUCCAUGGAUCCAGACCCGAGCGCCUUGUAUGACUAUAUCAAGAACAACAGGAAUAUGAAGGAUAUCAAGGAUUCCUACCUGAGAAGGAAAUUGCUUAAGCACAGAAACCGUACCAUCGUGGAUGCCCUCAGUAUGUUGCCAAGAACGCAACAUGACUUUAGCUCCUUCUCAAUAGACAUGUGGUUCCACACGGAUACGAUGAUCAGUUUUGCUGUUAAUGGAUUAUUCAGAGGAGAAAGUAAUUCUCAGAAUUUGAUGUUUGCCUUCACCCGGACUUUCAUCGUUACCCCAAGCAUGACUUCCAUGCUUUGUAUCCUGAAUGAUCAACUGUUGGUGAAGAACAUCAGUCCUCUCAAUGUCCAUACAGUCUUCACCAUCCCAGGAAGCAUUCCGUGCUCCAGUUGCACACCCACCCUUUCCCAGCUGCAGCAUGAAUUGGAGCAAGCUUUCUCCUCUCUGUCUGGGAUGAAAUUUGAGUGGUGCAGGAAGUGCCUUGAAGAGAAUGGAUGGAACUACACCAGAGCGGCACAGGUCUUCCUUAUCCUCCAGAUCCAGGGCAAGAUCCCAAAGGAGGCCUUCAAACAAAUCACAUAA